Messenger RNA from Scutellospora calospora, 3453 nucleotides. Lineage: Eukaryota; Fungi; Glomeromycota; Glomeromycetes; Diversisporales; Gigasporaceae. The record is from the annotation of a GenBank genome assembly.
AUGUGCUGUCAUUGUGUCACAAACGCUAAUGCUAAAUUGCUAUAUUUUUCAUUAUUUGAAAAAGAUCAAUUCAAUUUUUCGAAACAAAUUAAAACAGCAUGUGAAUCUAUUGGAUUUUUUUUCUUGAAAAAUCAUGGAAUUGAAAGUGAAAGAAUUGAUUAUAUGUUUAAAAAUUCUCAAAAAUUUUUUGGUCUUUCACUUGAAGAGAAAUCCAAGUAUGCUAUAACAAGAGAGAAUAAAGGAUAUACUGCUAUUAAUCAAGAAACACUCGAUCCAGAUAACCAGAAAGUUGGGGAUUUCAAAGAAUCAUUUAACUUUGGAAAGAUUCAUAAUGGAAAAGCAGUACAAGAACUUCCUUUAAUAUUUGAAGAAAAUUUGAUAGAAUUAGAAUCUUUUAUCAAGUCUUGUCAUGGAUUAUGUAUGAAAAUACUACAAGCAUUUGCCAUUGCACUUGAAAUUAAUGAAACUGAAGGAGGAAGGUAUUGGUUUGAGAAAAAGCAUAGAUAUGAGGAAACAGUGGAUAUUUUAAGAAUUCUUCACUAUCCUCCUAUUUAUCAAGUAGGUUCUGAAGAUAUUCGCGCUGGAAGUCAUUCAGACUAUGGUUCAUUAACCAUCCUUUUUCAAAAAGAUAUUGGAGGUCUUGAAGUUCUGUCUACAGAUAUGAAUUGGAUAUCUGUCCCUGUUUUUCCAGAUUGUGUAUUAAUUAAUAUUGGCGAUUUAUUAGAAUUUUGGAGUCAAGGAUUAUUCAAAUCCACUAAGCAUCGUGUUGUCUGUCGCAAGGAAACUUUAAAUCUGGAUAGAUAUAGUAUUGCUUAUUUUUGUCAUGCUGAAAAUGACGUAAGAUUAGAUCGGAUUCCUAGCCGAUUUUUAGUUGAGAAUGGGAAAGGUGACAAUAAUAUGACUGCUGAAAAUAGAGUAAUUAUCGUUAUGCCUUCCGCAACAAGUUCUUGGUCAUCAAAUAGAAACUUUGGUGUAGUUAUAGAUGCUGGAAGCUCCGGUUCAAGAAUCCAAAUAUAUUCUUGGAAAGAACAUGGCUUCUCCCGAAAAGAUAAGGAUCCAAAGGAUCUCCACAUCUUGCCAACCAUUGAACGCGGAGAUGAGUUUGGGGUAAAAUGGCAAAAAAAGGUCGAACCAGGAAUUUCUUCGUUUGCUUUAAAUCCAACUCAAGUAGGCGAAAAACAUUUGAAAGAGUUAAUAGAUUUUGCAUUGGAAGUUGUUCCAUCAAAUGAGAUAUCAAAUACUCCAAUAUAUCUUCUCGCUACUGCUGGAAUGCGUUUGUUGCCUUCGCAACAGCAAACCGCUAUAUUACAAAGUGCAUGUGAUUAUAUAAUGUUUCAAAAUCGAUUUAAAAUGAUGGAGAAGUGUUCAGAUCAUGUUCAGGUCAUAUCAGGAGAAAAAGAAGGUUUAUAUGGUUGGAUUGCUGUGAAUUAUUUGAUGGGUGGAUUUGAAAAAGAUAAAGGAGACCAUAAAGUGAACAAUUCACAACAAUUAAAUCAAUUUCAUGAUAGUAAUUAUAGUAUAACUAAACAUACGACUACCUUUGGUUUUUUGGAUAUGGGUGGGGCUAGCACACAAAUUGCUUUUGAGCCUAAUUUGGAAGAAUCAAAGAAACAUGCAAACGAUUUGACCACAGUUCUUCUUUGGACUUUGGACGGUCAACAAAUGGAAUAUAAAGUAUUUGUGACCACAUUUUUGGGUUAUGGAACAAAUGAAGCACGUCGUCGUUAUAUCGAAUAUCGUAUUCAAAAUUAUACAUCUUCUCAUGAGAAAAUUGCAAAUCCUGAUAGUUCACGUGAACAACCUAACGUUUUGAUUAAAGAUCCUUGUUUACCAGUCGAUCUUCUCCUCACAGACACGACUUUACCACCUCCUUUUUAUACUCUUCAGGGAACUGGAAAUUUUGAACAUUGUUUAAAUUAUACCUAUCCAUUAUUAAAUAAAUCUGUUACAUGUUACGAUGAACCUUGUUUAUUUAAUGGUGUUCAUACUCCAAAUAUUGAUUUCACUGUUAAUAAUUUCAUUGGAAUAUCAGAAUACUGGUAUACUUCUCACGAUAUCUUUAAUUUAGGUGGUACAUGGGAUUAUAAAAAAUUUGAAACGAAAUCCACAGAUUAUUGUUCAAAUCAAUGGGACAAUAUCGUGAGUAAAUAUCAUAAGGAUGAUCGAAAUUUAAAAUCAUCCGAUUUACCUCGUUUGGAAAUGCAAUGUUUCAAAGCCGCAUGGCUAGUAAAUGUAUUACAUAAUGGAAUAGGUAUUCCAAAAUCCAUAGACUCUAAAAGUACAAUGGGAGAUUCACCUCUUUUUCAAAGCAUUGAUGUUAUAGAUAAUAUGCAAGUUAGUUGGACUCUUGGUAAAAUGGUUUUAGAAGCUUCAAGCACAAUACCUUUAACAUUAGAUGCACGUCCCAAACCACCACCAAAUCCUCAACAUCAUGGGAUAUUUGGUUAUUAUAAUUUCAUGGUAGAAUGGAUUAUUGGACUUUCAUCUUUAAUAAUACUUUUAAUUUUGAUAUGGUGUAUUUGUUCACGCAAGAAUGCACCAGCAAUAAGAAGAAGAUUAGAUUCUAUGUCUAUAUAUUCACGUUUCAUUUCAUUAAUUCGGUGGGAUGCGAAAGAUAGUGGUCCAGAUUACGGAAGACUAGAAGGUGGGCAAUACUCACCUUCAGUUGGAUUUUAUUGGAAAAUAGUAAAUAGUUUUUCUAGGAGUAUUAAAUAUAUUCGAUGGAAAUUUUUUCAGUUUAAUUCACCAUUCAGACGAGUUUUUUCAAAAAAAAGUGCAAAUUCUAGUGAAGAUAUAUCAUUAGUUCGAGUGGUUGAUAAUGAAGAAACGAUAAAUAUUAAUUCAUCACCUAUAAUUGAACCUUCAAAUACAGUUAUUGGUGUUCAAGAUAUACCUGUUAUUACACCUAUAAUUGAAAAAGGAUCGCUGAUUGAACAAAACCAAAGUUAUUUUUCACGACUUCUUGAAAAAAAGCGACUUAGUGGUGAUAGUGCUAUAGAAGGUGGACCUUUAGAUUUUACUCAUGCUUUUUCCACCCCCAUUAAUUUAUCGCUAACUGGACUACAGCCACGUAACAGUAGCAUGACUAACCUUGGAAAAUCCAAAGAACGAACAGUUGUUAACGUUAGUAAUAUUGGCGUAGGACAAUCUGGAUCCAACGGUGGACAUAUUAAUGAUAUAAAUAAUGGGAUAACUGUUUCUAAUACACCAAGUUGUUUAUUAGCUUACAAAUCAAGAUCAACAACAUCACUCGGUUGGAUGGAUGAAAGCAAUCAUAUAAGUGAAGGGAUGGUUGAAUAUGAAGCAACAGAUUCAUCAGGAACUAUAACAUCUUCUAAACAGAAUUUAAAAUUAGGAUCAUCUAUAAGCGAAACAGAACCAGCAAAAUGGUAUUCCACUUCAAUGUUAGCGAGAUCAUAUUCUCUCCCAGUAACAUCAACACGUCAAAAAUAA